AUGGAUCCCACACCUAAGUACAAUAAAAGAAAAAUCGCAAAUAAUGAUAAACAAAUUGAACAACAUAGUCUCAAGGACUUGGAAUAUGAAGGGACAACUAAUAACAACAGAGCGAUAGAAAGGAUGAUCCUUUAUGGAUGUCCUAUUUGCCACAAAAGGACGGCACGAAAAAGUCAAAAGCUAACACAGAUACAAAGAGGAGCGCUCCUCAGUAUCACAAAAGCUUAUUCAACAACGCCGACAUCGGUUCACCAGGUCCUUUCGGGCAUAUUACCCAUGGACCUGAGAGCGGAAAUGGAAAGGAAAAUCUACAGACUAAUCCACUUCAAGGAACAUAUGAAAAUAGGAGAUUUAAUAAUAUGGGCACAUGAAGUUGAGGAACGCCUUCCGGCUCUUCACACACACCCAGCAAAAGCAGCAAGAAUAAAAUGGGGAAAAGACCCGCUAAAAGGGAAAGAUCUAGAAACAUACACGGACGGUUCCAAAAUGGAGGACAAGGUAGGAGUGGCGUUUGUAGCUUCCUUUAACAAUGAAGAAAUAUACAGGGAACAAUACAGGCUGAAUGAUGAAGCCACAAUGUUCCAGGCAGAGGUGCUAGCACUCAAAAGAGCACUCCUCUGGAUAGAUCAAAGGAAAGAAAAUCCCCAAAGGAUAUUCACAGAUAGUUUAAGUACACUACAGAUAGUUUAA
Molecule: messenger RNA, 690 nt
Organism: Stegodyphus dumicola
Lineage: Eukaryota; Metazoa; Arthropoda; Arachnida; Araneae; Eresidae
Source: RefSeq, a predicted model, not a curated record